Penicillium daleae is the source of this 1638-nucleotide messenger RNA. Its product is annotated as putative MFS alpha-glucoside transporter. The transcript is spliced from 4 exons. The coding region runs from base 1 to 1638 and encodes 545 amino acids. Gene Ontology annotation, cellular component: membrane. The record is from RefSeq and is a predicted model, not a curated record. NCBI's taxonomy places the organism in Eukaryota, Fungi, Ascomycota, Eurotiomycetes, Eurotiales, Aspergillaceae. Gene Ontology annotation, molecular function: carbohydrate:proton symporter activity. Gene Ontology annotation, biological process: transmembrane transport; carbohydrate transport.
AUGGAAUCUGCGAAGAAAUCUUUGAACGACCCCAACCCUUCUGCGAAUCAGGUUGAGAACAUUGCAGAGGAUGGAUUCGAAAAGUCUGAUCCAGCAUUCGAAGCGGCUACCAAAGGCCAAGUUACCACUGGGUACGAGGAGUUAGGCGCUUUCGAAACUAUCAAGACUUUCAAGCUUUGCACACUCGUGUGCUUUGCCAUGGCCUUCAGUGCGGCAACUGAUGGGUACCAAAUCGGAAUCAAUGCCAGUGUUAUUGCCAAUACCGGCUUUGUUUCACGCUUUGCCACCACUGUCGGCAAGAACGGAAAACCUGCACUUGCAUCGCCUAUUCUCAGUGGCUGGAGUUCGAUUAUGUCCUGUGGCCAGAUCGUGGGCAUGACCACUUUGCCAUUUCUCUCGAGUAGAUAUGGAAGGAAGGUUGCGAUGUUUACCUACUGGGUCAUCUUAGUCGGCAGCGUGCUCACCGAGUGUCUCGCGAGAUCAUGGCAAGGAUGGUUGGUCGCCAAGCUCCUUGCAGGAAUUGGAGUCGGAUGCCUGCAAUCAACUGUCCCAACAUACAUCUCUGAGGUUGCGCCAACUCGAAUCCGUGGAGGCCUGUUGAUGUGUUAUAGCUUCUGGUGGACACUGGGGUCAUUCUUUGCACAAGUGGCUCUUCAACACCUCUCGAAAGAUAACCCGACCAACUAUCUGACACCCAUAUACACCCAGUGGGCCCAGAUCGGGAUCAUGCUUCUAAUCUACAUCUUUGUUCCGGAAUCUCCAGCCUGGUGCGUUAAUGCCGGGAAGCAUGAUCGAGCUAAGAAGCAACUUCUGGCUCUCAACCGCGGCGUGCCAAAUUAUGACUUGGAUCGACAAUUCCAAGCUUUGGUCAUGGCCGUGGAGCACGAACGUGAAGUUGCAGCUGAGCAACGACGCGAGAAGUGGUAUGGAAUUUUUCAGGGUACCAAUGGCCUGCGCACUGUUGUCUCUUGCUGGACCAAUCUCACCCAGCAGUUGAUUGGUCUGAGUCUCUUCGGAACAUUUGGGACAUACUUCUUUCAACAGGCUGGGUUAGCGGAUCCUUUCAAGAUCAAAGUCAUCACCAACUCAAUUCAGAUCGCUACUGUGAUUGUCAUAAUCGCUGUUGCCGAUCGCCUGGGUAGGAGACUGCUGGCUUGCUCGGGAACCACGCUCUGCUGGGUAUCUUGUGUAGCCAUCGGCAUUAUUGGAGUUUGCCCCCAGGUGAAGGCUUCGACCUAUAUCUUUAUUUUCUUUGCUUGCUUAUGGAACGCAGGUCUGGCCACCAAUGGUGCGACUGGUUGGGGUUAUAUAGGAGAGAUCUCGUCUCAGCGACUGAGACCAUACACCGCUGGCUUCGCAGCAGCAGUUACAUGCGUAGCUGGAGUUGUGAUGAAUGUGCUUGUUCCAUACAUGACUAACAGUAACAAAUGGAACUGGAGCUUAAAGACGGGUUGGUUCUAUGCUGGCGUUGGUCUUCCGUUCGUUGCUGGCAUGUGGCUAUUGAUUCCAGAGACUUCUGGACGAUCCGCUGCUGAGCUCGAUGAACUGUUUGAACGAAAGAUCAAGCCUUGGCGAUUCCACAAGACGGAGACAGCUACCCAGCGGCUUGUUCAGCUCAAAAAGGCCGAGGAAAACUAA